AUGCAAUCGACUUCCACGAAGCGCGACAAAGAGCGCGCCAGUCAUCCGCACCCGCUCCGCCAUGAAGGUAGCCGACGGAUCACGAACCCGGGGACGAGACGAGGGGAGUGGGAGCGCGGACACGAGCGAGCAAAUCGGUGGAAUUGUUACAAACGCGUGAGGGCCAAGUACGGCCGCGCUACGGUACAAGUACUCUACGGUAUCGAUGGUUCGAAGAGUGCUUUUCUGAUGACGAUGUUCAAAGUCCGCCGCCGCUGGCCCUGUAUCAUUGGAUUUAUUCCGUGGGGUCUGAGUAAGAAGAAGGGGGCGUCAUAUGCUGACCUGCAGCAUAGGGUGCAUACGGCGCGUCGUAAAUGCUCUACAACAGGGAGGAAGGACGAUAACGAAGAUAACAAGGAAGACAACGUUCAACAGAGCAGGCGAAUCCUGAACAAUUAUCCAAGUGAGUUGAAACGACGGUCAUACCUCUCGGGUAGAAGCGGAGGCGAGUCAUACCAAGGUCUCAAACGCGAGGGUGAGCUGGAUGGAGGCACGGGAGACCUGGUGCACUUCGACGAGGAACAGUUGCUCAAAGGCAAUGCCUGUCGGGCCAAACUGGAUGGCCCCAGGCAGAGAGAUCCUUCGGGCGUGAUCCUGCGAAGAGAGCACAACACGCAUAUUGUCGGCUCGACGAAUGUACCUAAUGAGAGCAAGUGCGGCUUGCUCGAUGGCUGUGACAUAUGGGGAAACGGCGUACGUGAAUGCGAAACGACGGCCUUCUCGCACGCAGACCGGGCAACGCAUGUUGUGCGGCGUCUUGCAAGAACAAGGCGAUGGAGGGCUCCUGCUCGAUAG
This is a messenger RNA of Postia placenta MAD-698-R-SB12, 834 nucleotides long. RefSeq lists its product as hypothetical. The transcript has 8 exons. Lineage: Eukaryota; Fungi; Basidiomycota; Agaricomycetes; Polyporales; Adustoporiaceae. The coding region runs from base 1 to 834 and encodes 277 amino acids. The record is from RefSeq and is a predicted model, not a curated record.